Cylicocyclus nassatus is the source of this 1941-nucleotide messenger RNA. NCBI's taxonomy places the organism in Eukaryota, Metazoa, Nematoda, Chromadorea, Rhabditida, Strongylidae. The record is from the annotation of a GenBank genome assembly.
AUGUUACGACUGAAUCACAAGACAUCUACAGAGGACUUUGUACUUCUUGUUGUUCCGCAACCUCCGUGUUUGCAUCCGAUUGUCGUAUCCUCCAGCACUGCAUACAUGCUUGAAACGAGAGCCUACCAGUCCUCCGGACGUACGACACUAGUUAUGAUUGUUCGUGCCUGGUUACUUAUCAUCAGCAUGGUUGCCUUUGUGAGAGGAGCCCGCUCAUCUCGAAAUUUUCGGGAUCUGUUCAUGCUCACGAAUAUAAGAUUACAGUCACAAAAUGCAUCUAAGACGACUAGUUCAGCUAAGCCCAAUGAUGAUCUUCUUCGACAGCAGCGAGUACAGUACAGUACUAGUGCAGGCGAAAUCAUAGAUGUAGAGGCCGUUUUCCAAGAUACUUUACCCUCAGGUUCUUCUCUAGGCACUGUAGUGGCUAUACAUGGAGCACCAGGAUCUCACAAAGAUUUCAAAUAUGUGACUCCAUUACUGCAAAAGAAAGGAAUUCGUUUUAUAGGCGUCAACAUGCCAGGCUUUGGUUUUACUCCGGGUGACUCACGCCUCAAAUGCGACAACAUGGAGAGAAAUAACUUUGUGCAUGGGCUGCUCUCCAAAAUAGCAGUCACCGAGAAGGUCGUGAUAAUGGGACAUAGUAGAGGGACGGAAAACGCAGCAAAUGUAGCAGCUUGGAAUACGGAAAAACUUUCUGGUCUAGUACUAUUAAAUCCUACUGGUCUCCAGUUUCACAGAGGGAUGCGCCCUUUUUGGGCAAUCAAAUCGGUUCUGACAUUAUAUUCAUUGGGAUCGAUCGUGCAGAGAAUGAUAAACCCUAUCAUGAAGUACAUAUACAACAAUGUUCUCGGACUACGGCUAGAUAGUGGUGAGAGAGCGAUGAUGUGUUUGCGCACUAUGUACAAUCUUGAAUAUGAAAAAGCUAUGAGGCCAAGCAUAGAUGCCAUCAAUAGGGCUAAAAAUGUCCGCGUGCUUAUUCUUUAUUCUGGAAAGGACCCACUCAUCGAGGAAACGAUUCCUCAAGAGUUGGCGAGCUCAUUUCUUGACCACAAAGAAUUGGUUUACGAGGAGAAAUCCGAUGCUGGAGAGCAGUAUGUGACGGAACGAAUAAAAGAUUUCUAUGCUGGUGGAGCCAGGACAAUAUCAGUCAACUUCAAAAAGGAUGGCCACUUUCUACAGCGAGACCGUGCGCAUAUCAUUGCAGAUGGUGUAGAAGCAAUGCUCAGAAGUUGACAUCAGAUUACGUUGUCUCAGACUUUGUAACUCCUCUAGCGCUGCUUCUUCCCAAUUCAGUUUUCUGUUCCAUAUGUUGAGCUCUAUUUGGGUGAGCAGCUAAUAGCCAUGCCUUUUUGAUUUUUUUAUCAGGUUCUUCUUUUUGAUGUCCACUUUGCUCAUUCGACAGCGGGUUACCUAUGUACUUCCAUGCAUCGAUUUUAAUUAGGUAGGCUCAAAUUCGUAAUCUUCACUGCUUCAGGUGUACUUCGCAAAAAUUCCUCUCAUAUUCAGAUUUAUUUCAUACCUUUUCAAAUCUAUGUUAGCUGCGAAACUUUGAAUCAUAGACGGUUUCUCCUCGACGUCUCCAUAGUUGCCGCCAAAGUGAAUAUACCUCCUUGCAUAUGUCUCAUGUACAAAUUGCUAGUAAUCGAAUAAGGUAUGGAUAUGAAUGAACUCUGAGAAAUGGGUACAUUUCAUCGAGAAGAAAAAGUAAGGGGGACAAAUGAGAAUCAUCUAUCUUUCCGCGAAAAGACUGGAACGUUCUAUCCUGUCAUAGUUCGCGAUACCAAAUUAUAAUUAGUGCCAUCACUAUGUUGACCCAGGAGAUUCGGACUUUCUAGAACCUAAUUUGAGGAGGCUGAUUCCGAAAUUACCGUACUCAUACGCCAAGGGACCAAUUUACUGCAUUAUGUCGCAUGUGUGAAGAAAUUUUUGCAAAUCCAUGUA